Messenger RNA from Sinocyclocheilus rhinocerous, 773 nucleotides. RefSeq lists its product as uncharacterized. NCBI's taxonomy places the organism in Eukaryota, Metazoa, Chordata, Actinopteri, Cypriniformes, Cyprinidae. The transcript has 4 exons. Bases 1 to 531 code for a protein of 176 amino acids. The record is from RefSeq and is a predicted model, not a curated record.
AUGUCUCUGACCACCACCAAACCCGAUAUGUUCACCUCCACCCAAACCCUGGCCCCAUUCCCGGCCCCCACUCUCUCCCUCACCACCUUCACUCCCGUUCUCACAAGUUCAGCAGAGCCCAGAACUGAGCCGGAGAACGUAACGUCCAGGACCACCUUCCACUCCGUCACGUCGUCCGCCAACGAGACCGGCCUGAACUCCACACAGCUGCCCAUCGCUUCAGUGGAGGGCGCCGGGAUGGGGAUGGUGCUCGUGCCCUUUGGCAUCAUCACAGUCAUUGGGCUGGCUGUUUUCGUGCUUCUGUACAUCAGAAAAAAGAAAAGGCUGGAGAAACUGAGACACCAGCUGAUGCCCAUGUAUAACUUUGAUCCAGCUGAAGAACAGGAUGAUCUAGAGCAGGAACUCUUGGACCACGGACGAGAUGGAAGCCCAGCAGGACCAAACUCCAAAACACUGACCACAAGACAGGGAACAACGCAGAAACCCAGUCGACUUGUUUUCACUGACGUGGCUGAUGCCAUUAAUGCAUGACGACACUCAUAUGCUGCACAGGAAGAAGGGGACACAGAAAACUGGACACUGGGAUUCAGGAAUAUUUGCAUUAACUUUUGGUACGAUAUAGUACACUGUAAAAAACAAAAUCAAAUGUAAAACAUUGGGUUAAUUGCUGCUUUUGUAGUUAUUCAUUUCUUAAGCCAAAGUUACAGCCCGAAGUGUUAAAGGAAUAUUUCACUCCAAAAUGAAAAAUAAGCUGAAACUUGACUCACCCUCAG